GAUACACUCCCCCCCACACAUCACAGAUGGUACCUUCUGUGCUUCCUGCCUGGAACACUCUGACCAUUAUCAGGAAGUUUCAGGCGGUGGUGCAGCUGUGAGGUUGGGCUUCGAUUUUGUGUUUAUUAUCUAACCGGGUUUCAGGUCAAUACAAAGCCAAAAUGUCGAGCAAAAGGGCUAAGGGAAAGACCACCAAAAAGCGCCCACAGCGCGCAACUUCCAAUGUCUUCGCCAUGUUUGAUCAGUCCCAGAUUCAGGAGUUUAAAGAGGCUUUUAACAUGAUUGAUCAGAAUCGUGAUGGUUUCAUCGACAAAGAGGACUUGCACGACAUGCUUGCAUCACUUGGAAAGAACCCAACAGAGGAAUACCUGGAAGCUAUGAUGAACGAGGCCCCUGGUCCCAUUAACUUCACAAUGUUUCUGACCAUGUUUGGUGAAAAGUUGAAUGGAACAGAUCCUGAGGAUGUUAUUAGAAAUGCAUUUGCCUGCUUUGAUGAAGAAGGCACAGGUGCUAUCCAAGAAGACUACUUGAGAGAGCUCUUGACCACAAUGGGAGACCGGUUUACAGAUGAGGAGGUUGAUGAGCUAUUCAGAGAGGCACCGAUUGACAAAAAGGGCAACUUCAGCUAUGUUGAGUUUACACGCAUCCUGAAACAUGGCGCAAAGGACAAAGACGAUUAAGCAUGGAUUGCAAAAAUAUGCAUUGUCUUCUCGUUCAUAUUAUUAUAUAUCCUAUUUGUUUUGCAUGCAUGCCUUGGCUUUAAAACAAAAUAAUAAUAACAAAAAAAAAAACUUGCUUUUCACCAUAUUUAUGAAACUACUCCAAGUCAUUCUGGCAAAUUUGCACAUGUGUAAUUAAAGGUUGGAAGUACAUUUAUGAUGAUGAUGAUGGGGUGAACAUUCUGCUAACAAAUAAAAAAAUAAAUAAUGUGAAAAUUGGCCUGGGGGGGAAAAAAAAAGCCUUUGUCAAUCUUACUCCUGGUUUAGCUGGAUUUUUACAUUUUGUAAUAAACUUUUGAAAUAAAGAUCGCUAUCAACUCA
Molecule: messenger RNA, 1040 nt
Organism: Acipenser ruthenus (sterlet)
Lineage: Eukaryota; Metazoa; Chordata; Actinopteri; Acipenseriformes; Acipenseridae
Product: myosin regulatory light polypeptide 9
Exons: 4
Coding region: 162-680 (172 amino acids)
Cellular component (GO): cytoplasm
Molecular function (GO): calcium ion binding
Source: RefSeq, a predicted model, not a curated record